AUGGAGCACAAAAAAGUCUAUUCAAAGUGUAUUAAUUUAAAUUUAAUCAAUGUAAUUUUUAGUUAUGAAGUACUAUGUAAUAAAGCAAUGAGGUCUCAAAUAUGUUCAAGAAUACUUCUCGUUUCAUUUAUUGUCUGGUUUAUCAUUUUAUUGUUUGCUGCUCGACAUUUGUCAUCAUUAAAGUCAGGAUAUGGAAUUGGACAAAAUGCCAUUAGUGAAGGAAAUAAAAAUAGGUUAGAGGCAGCUCUUAAUAAACUUCAUGUAUUACAACAGCAUUCAGAACAUUUAAAAGCUGUUUUCGAAACUCUUAACAAUGCUGAAGAAAAUGAUUCAGUUAAUGAAAUUUUGAAAAGUGCUGAAAAAGUAGUGACACCUUUCGAGGAGAAAAUAGAUGUUAAAUCAUUGUACAAUUCACCCAGCCUUGGUUAUGAGACCCUGAGGAAAAGAAUUCAAGAUGAUGCUCAAGAGUUUUGGUUUUACAUUUCAUCACAGCUGGAAAAACUGAAAGGAGACAUAAAAAGAACCUCUCCUGAACUGACAGAAAAAAUAAAUAAUAUUUUAAAAAUGACUGCCGAGCAUAAAUUGUCGUUAAUGAAAGAUAUUAAUGGACUUAGUAAAGAAGAUGGAUUUUCAUCUUGGAGAAAAUCUGAAUCGGCCAGUUUAGCAGCAGAGUUAGAAAAAAGACUAAAAUUAUUACAAAAUCCUGAAGAUUGCACCACAGCUAAAAAGCUUAUUUGCAAUUUAAAUAAGGGUUGUGGAUUCGGGUGCCAAAUUCAUCAUGCUGCAUACUGUUUAAUUGUAGCUUAUGCUUCAAAAAGAACUCUUAUUUUGACAAGUAAAGGAUGGAGAUACCAUAAAAGUGGUUGGGAAGAUAUUUUUUUACCUCUUAGUGACACUUGUCGCAGUCCAUCUGGUGCUUCUAGAGUUGGCUGGCCAGGUCAGUCCGAUUCGCAGGUUGUAGUUCUUCCAAUUAUCGAUACUCUUUUUCCGAGGCCUGAAUUCUUGCCUCCAGCUAUUCCAAAAGAUUUAGCACCCAGAUUAAUUAAAUUACAUAGUCAACCGUUGGCUUGGUGGAUCGGACAAAUGCUGAGAUAUUUAAUGAGACCGCAGCCUUCAACAGAAAAGUUUUUUAAUGAAUCUAUUAAUAAACUUAAUUUUAAAAAGCCUAUAGUAGGUGUUCACAUUAGGAGAACGGAUAAAAUUGGGACCGAAGCUGAUUUUCAUUCAAUAGAAGAAUACAUGAAACACGUUGGAGACUGGUUUGAUCAACAAAUACAAAACGGAGUAGAAAUAAAUCGUCGAAGAAUAUAUUUAGCCACUGACGAUCCAAAAGUUAUUUUCGAAGCCAAAAACAAGUAUCCCGAUUACGAUGUGAUAGGAGACCCGGAUGUGGCUAAAACGGCUGGAAUGUCAACAAGAUAUUCGGAUAAUUCAUUAUUUGGAAUAUUGCUCGAUAUACAUCUUCUAUCCUUGUCGGAUCAUUUAGUUUGCACAUUUAGCAGUCAAGUUUGUCGAGUGGCAUAUGAAAUAAUGCAAACCUACGAUUUGGAUGCUACAACUCAUUUCACAAGUUUGGACGACGUUUAUUAUUACGGGGGUCAAAACGCUCACAGUUCCGUGGCCGUACUUCCACACGAACCAAUGAAUUCUAAUGAGAUUGAAUUAAAAGUCGGAGACAAAAUAAUCGUGGCCGGAAAUCAUUGGGACGGUUAUUCUAAAGGUCGAAAUUUGAGAACGAACAAAGAAGGAUUGUAUCCAUCGUUUAAGGUUCAAAACAGAGUUAAAGUCGUAGAUUUUCCAGUCAAUGAUGGUGGCCUAACUUUCUAA
This is a messenger RNA of Pediculus humanus corporis (human body louse), 1827 nucleotides long. Its product is annotated as alpha-(1,6)-fucosyltransferase, putative. The coding region runs from base 1 to 1827 and encodes 608 amino acids. Gene Ontology annotation, cellular component: Golgi cisterna membrane. Gene Ontology annotation, biological process: protein N-linked glycosylation. The record is from RefSeq and is a predicted model, not a curated record. The transcript has 10 exons. Gene Ontology annotation, molecular function: protein binding; glycoprotein 6-alpha-L-fucosyltransferase activity. NCBI's taxonomy places the organism in Eukaryota, Metazoa, Arthropoda, Insecta, Psocodea, Pediculidae.